This is a messenger RNA of Didymosphaeria variabile, 1662 nucleotides long. RefSeq lists its product as uncharacterized. Gene Ontology annotation, molecular function: acid phosphatase activity. Bases 1 to 1662 code for a protein of 553 amino acids. The record is from RefSeq and is a predicted model, not a curated record. Lineage: Eukaryota; Fungi; Ascomycota; Dothideomycetes; Pleosporales; Didymosphaeriaceae. The transcript has 5 exons.
AUGUCUCCCGCUGCUGUCGCGCGCCUCGUUGCCGUAUCCGCCCUCGCUCUGAGUGCCGCCGCCGCUCCGACGACAACAAUCUCAGCCGCACCCGACGCCGGCUCCGAGACCGCUGACGCUUUCCCCCCGACCGGCACCGCUGUCAAUUCAUCCUUGUUUCCCCCGGAGAGCGAAGUGGGCUUUCCUGGCCCCACUCCCACUGGUCUCGAACCUGCCGCAGCACAGACGGCACCAGCCUACCCAUACAACGAAGGCGACGCCAACCAAUUCCCACUCAUCAAUCCUCAGCCGCAUGGAAGCGAUGCCGAGUCUAACUUUGACAUCAGCAAAUACUGGGGCAACCUCUCACCGUGGUACAGUCUGCGUUCCGCCGACUACGGCUUGCCCGAUGCAGAUCCAUUGAUUCCUCAUGGUUGCGACAUCACCCAGUUGCACCUGCUCUACCGUCAUGGCGCCAGGUACCCCACCAGCGACGCAGCUCCCCAAACGUUUGCUCAAAAAGUUGCGAAUGCCACCGAGACCGGCUUCGCUGUGUCUGGCGAGCUCGCGUUCCUCGGAAACUGGACCUACAAGCUAGGCGCCGAGCUCCUCACCCCUUUCGGACGCAGUCAAAACUUCCUCUUGGGCGUCGCCUACAGACAAUUGUACGGGCAACUGCUCAACAACUUCACAGAAGCAGGCACUCUGCCUGUCUUCCGUACACAGUCGCAAGACCGCAUGGUGAAGACGGCUGAGAACUUUGCUGCCGGCUUUUUCGGUGUGCCUGAAUAUCUUGAUCAGGUCAACAUCGAAAUUCUGGUCGAGAACUCUACCGUGAAUAACUCUGGCGCUCCAUACGAGGUUUGCCCCAAUUCCAACAUCAAGGCUCGAGGCAGCAUCGGUAGCACCGUCGCUGCACAGUUCGCCAACAAUGCCUUCAACGCUACCAUCGCUCGGCUCCAGCCGCAGGUCUCGGGUAUCAAUUUCACGUCUACCGAUGCCAUUGCUAUGCUUCAACUCUGCUCGUAUGAGACCCACGCUCUCGGAUAUUCUGCCUUCUGCGACCUGUUCAGCCAAGAAGACUUCCUGAACUAUGAGUACUACUACGAUCUGUCUUUCUACUAUAAUAACGGUCCUGGUUCUCCGGUGGCUGCGGCUCAAGGCAAGGGCUUCCUAGAUGAGUUCCUUGCGCGUUUCACGGGAAAAUAUCCCCAAGCGAACUCGGCACUGAACGAGACCUUCGACAACACAUCGACGUACUUCCCGCUCAACCAGUCCAUCUAUGCGGAUGCUACGCAUGAGGUUGUCGUCCUCGAUACGCUGACCGCAUUUAACCUGACCGCUUUGUUCGACGGCCCGCCACUCAGUGCCAAGGGUAACCGCGGCCAGAACAGCUUUGUAGCGAGCAAGAUCGUGCCCUUCGCCACGCAUUUCACCACUCAAAUCCUGUCUUGUCCUGCCUACCAGCCAACCAAGCAGAUCCGUUUCAUCGUCAACGACGCCGUCAUCCCCAUCAGCCACUACCCCGGCUGUCCCGAGGAUCCAAACGGUCUCUGCUCCUUUGACAACGUCGUUUCAGUCCUCCAAAACCGAAGCAGUGAGAUCGACUUCAACUACGACUGCUUCGCCAAUUACACCGCUGCUCCGGGUAUGGACUACAACGGCCGUGCACCAAGGUCUUAG